CACCGGCUGUAGUUCAACGACGUAGUGAGACAGUGAAAGAGAAAAAAAAGAAAGGGAAAAGGCUGGUCAAUAUUGAAGCCUUGCCCGCUUACUUGACUUUUAACAGUCUCUUUCCUUAUUUAAAUAAUGUGGAUGGCCCGUUUGCUUUUUGUUUUCAAAUAGUUAGCCAUCACUCCAGACCAUCUCCCCGCCUUUUCACCUUCCUACCCCUCCAUACAUCCCUCCUCCCUUCACCUCUACGCCUCUCGCUUUUCUCCCUCCAUACUUCCCAAAUCUCUCAGAUCUCAUAGAAGGCUUUGUAUCCUUCUAGAAAACUCCAUCGCCCAUCAUGCCUCAGAUCACCGAAAUCUUCUUCGAUUGCGACAAUACCCUCGUCCUCUCGGAGGAACUGGCCUUCGAGGCCUGCGCCGACCUCGCCAAUGAGAUCCUGGAAAAGCACAACAUCCCCCAGCGCUACACUGGCGACCAGCUGAUCCAGGACUUCGUCGGGCAGAACUUCCGCGGAAUGAUGGUCUCGCUGCAGGCCAAGUACAAGUUUGAGAUGACCCAGGAAGAGCUGGAGGGCUACGUGAAGGAGGAGGAGGAUCGCGUGAUUGCCAAGCUGGAGGCCAAGGCCCAGCCCUGUGUCGGGGUCAUGCCAGAGCUGGAGAAACUCUACGAGUCCAAGAAAUACGGUCUCGCAGUGGUGUCGUCGUCCGCACUGCGUCGUGUCAAGGCCUCCAUCAAGAAGGUUGGACAGGACAGAUUCUUCGAGGAGGACGCUGUGUACAGCGCCGCCACCUCGCUCCCCAAGCCCACCUCUAAGCCCGACCCCGCUAUUUACCUGCACGCCCUGAAAGAGCGCAACAAGAAGCCCGAGGAGGUGGUUGCCAUUGAGGACAGCAAGUCGGGCUCCAUGAGUGCCAUCCGCGCCGGCAUUCCGGUCAUCGGUUACGUUGGCAGCUACAACGGCGAAGAGAAGCAGCAGGAAAUGGAGAAAGUUCUCAAGGACCUUGGUGUCAAGGUGAUCAUGAAGGACUGGAGUGAAUUCGAGAACUGCUUGGCUCAAAUCGAGCAAGCUUAGACGAAUCGCGAGUGCGGUUCAACGAGUCACCAGUAUUAUGCUGGAUCUUUGACAUGAUGUUAUGAUAGCGAAAGCAUUGUACUUCCAUAUUCCCCCUGUUACGAAUUCAAGGAUGCUUUCUCCAG
This is a messenger RNA of Aspergillus saccharolyticus JOP 1030-1, 1188 nucleotides long. Its product is annotated as HAD family hydrolase. The coding region runs from base 329 to 1063 and encodes 244 amino acids. The record is from RefSeq and is a predicted model, not a curated record. Gene Ontology annotation, molecular function: hydrolase activity. The transcript has 2 exons. Lineage: Eukaryota; Fungi; Ascomycota; Eurotiomycetes; Eurotiales; Aspergillaceae.